This is a messenger RNA of Manihot esculenta (cassava), 1774 nucleotides long. Its product is annotated as cold-responsive protein kinase 1. Gene Ontology annotation, molecular function: protein kinase activity; ATP binding. Gene Ontology annotation, biological process: protein phosphorylation. Bases 368 to 1603 code for a protein of 411 amino acids. NCBI's taxonomy places the organism in Eukaryota, Viridiplantae, Streptophyta, Magnoliopsida, Malpighiales, Euphorbiaceae. The record is from RefSeq and is a predicted model, not a curated record. The transcript has 7 exons.
UUUCCUCCUGUGUGUGCAUAUAUAUAUAUAUAUAUAUUUUAAAAAGAUGUGAACAUUGAAAAGUCAACGUAUUGCUUUAAAAAAAAAAAAAGAGGGGACUUUUCUUGUAAGAAAAAAUGGAGAAGAUUGACUGAAAAAAUUCUUUAUUUCUCAUUUCGUGUGCUUCCAUUUCAUUCAAUCCAAACUGAUCAAUAAAGUUUGCUCUCUCUCUCUCUCUCUCUCUCUCUCUCGCUUUCUCUUGCUUUUGGGUUACCGUGUGUGAUCUGACAUUUCAACUGCUGUUGAAGAACUGGGAAGGUAAUACGGGCUUUGUUGAGGACAAGAUACAAAUUUCAUUGGAGGUAUUGGUUUGCAUAGCAACCUGGUGAUGACUUGUUUUUAUUCAUUUUUCAGAAAGAAGAGAGCUUCCCCACCUAGACAUAGUACAGAAGUUGAUGAUGUGGUUUCAAGCAUUCAGAACACAAACUUGUACACUUACAGAGAAUUGCGAACAGCUACUGAAAACUUUAGUCCAGCCAACAAAAUUGGAGAGGGAGGUUUUGGUAGUGUAUACAAGGGAAGGCUCAAAGAUGGCACUGCAGCUGCCAUAAAGGUGCUAUCAGCUGACUCAAGGCAAGGAGUGCGUGAAUUCUUGACAGAAAUAAAGUUAAUUGCAGAUGUAGAGCAUGAGAAUCUGGUUAAGUUGUAUGGUUGUUGUGUGGAAGAAAAUAAUAGAAUUUUGGUUUAUGGCUAUCUUGAGAAUAACAGCCUUGCACAAACACUUUUAGGUGGAAGCCAUAGCAGCAUCCAGUUCAGUUGGCCAACAAGGUGUAAGAUAUGCAUAGGUGUAGCUCAGGGGCUUGCAUUUCUUCAUGAAGAAGUCCAGCCACAUAUUGUUCAUAGAGACAUCAAAGCAAGCAAUAUCCUCCUUGAUAGAGACCUCAUGCCCAAAAUUUCAGAUUUUGGUCUAGCUAAGCUUUUCCCAGCCAACAUGACCCAUAUAAGCACACGAGUUGCUGGAACAGCAGGUUAUUUGGCACCUGAAUAUGCUAUUCGAGGCCAGUUGACGAGGAAAGCAGAUAUAUACAGUUUCGGCGUUCUACUCCUGGAGAUUGUUUGUGGGAGAUCCAACACGAACAGACGGUUACCCCCAGAAGAGCAAUAUCUUCUUGAAAGGGUAUGGCAAACGCAUGUGAAAGGGGAACUGGCGAGUCUUGUAGACGCAUCAUUGAAUGAGGAUUAUGAUGCAGAAGAGGCGUGCAGAUAUCUGAAGAUUGGUCUACUUUGCACACAAGACAAGCCAAAACUCAGGCCAACUAUGUCUACUGUGGUAAAGAUGCUAAGGGGUGAGAUCAGAGUGAAUGACACUAACAUAUCGAGUCCUGGAUUGCUUUCUGAGUUCAUGGGUAUCAAAAGGGACCAAGGCCACAGAGAUAAAGCCAACUUGAAGAAGUCAUCUAACACAGAUUCUGCUGGUUCGAGCAGGGUGGCUAAUGUAAAGAACUCAUCUAAUUACACAGAAUCUGCUGGUUCAAGUAAGCUGGACGAUUCAUCUUCAUCAUCAGCAAUGGCCACUUCAUAUGCUACCAUGACCUUCAAUUCCAUAUAUGACAGAAGCAGUUGAUUUCUGGCAUUUUGAUGCUGCUUUGCUCCCCGCUUCUCUCUCUCUCUCUUUUUUUUUAGCUUUUAUUUUUGAGCAAAUAGCUUGGUGUAGGCUUAUCUGUUUUCUUGUGGGUUUAUUUUUGAGGUUUUCCCUGUAAAGUUCUUUGUUAAGAAAAAAAAAAAAAAUUGGCCA